Molecule: messenger RNA, 330 nt
Organism: Knipowitschia caucasica
Lineage: Eukaryota; Metazoa; Chordata; Actinopteri; Gobiiformes; Gobiidae
Source: the annotation of a GenBank genome assembly
AUGGACGCCUCCUCCAUGCCUUCUAAGUACACGUGCCUGAAGCCUGCAGCGAGACAGCACCAUGUUACACACCUCAUCAGCAGGAGACCAAGGAGAUGGACCACCUCCUCAUCAGCAGGAGACCAAGGAGAUGGACCACCUCCUCAUCAGCAGGAGACCAAGGAGAUGGACCACCUCCUCAUCAGCAGGAGACCAAGGAGAUGGACCACCUCCUCAUCAGCAGGAGACCAAGGAGAUGGACCACCUCCUCAUCAGCAGGAAACCAAGGAGAUGGACCACCUCCUCAUCAGCAGGAGACCAAGGAGAUGGUGGUCGAUUUCCAAACAUUGA